CACUUCUGUUCCCAGCCACAUAAUUUCCCUCCAUGAUCCAUGUUUCUUUUCCAUCUUGACAGAUAUUUUACGUACUUCUAAAAGUAAAAACGUACAUUUUUCCCACUUUAACAAUUUUACAUAAAAUCACACUAUUGCUUGUUUUGCCUUUUAAAAUAAAAAUACAUUUUUGAAAUUGUUCAUAUCAGUACACAGAGUUUCCUUUGUUUUUAAACAAUUGUGGCUUAAUUUAGGCAUAGCUGUGCAUUUGUGUGUCUUUCACAGAGAGAAAAGCUAUUCAGCUUAGUUAUCUGUUAUUAUGCAGUCGUGUUCUAACUUAGCUACCAAUUCUAACCCUUAACCAACGGAUAUUCAUUCAUCCAUUCAACAUUUAUUGAGCCCCUACCGCGAGUCAGGCGGUGCCUGGGAAUCUGUAUUCCCAAGAACAAAAGGCAGCUCCCCAGGCCACAUCUAGCGGGUAAGAAGCUGGGCACCCCCUCCGCCCGGUCCUUCCUCUGCGGCCUGCGAGCCCCACCCGGGCCGCGGUCGGCGCCCGCCAGGCGGGGCUGGGGAGAGGCGGGCAGAGGACGUUGGGCUCCGCGCGUCCCGGCGCGAGUACGAGGACGCGGCAGGUGGGGGCCGAGCAGAGUGGGGCGCUGCCCCGACCCCCGGAGCAGCCGCUCGGUAGAGCGGGGUCGUCGGGGUGCGGGGAUCCCCGAGGCAAUUUCGGGGCAUCAGUCCACGGUGAUAGUGGACACUCGCCCGGCGCUUGUAGCCUCCGCGCCGCGAGCGGCCCGCAGGGACUUCGGAGGCUACUUUCUGAACUCUCUCCCCUUUCCACAGAUGGGGAACCGGAGACCCACAAUCGGCCCAGGGGAGUCAGGGCGGUGCUGACAGGGCUGGUUCACAGCGCGUGCAACAGCUGAGCAGACGGAACUCGAUUAAGUAACCAGGCACGCCAGGUGCCCACCAGGACCUCGGGCAGCAGAGACUUCAGCCGCCGGGCGGGUGGUGGUACCGAGGGCGGGGCGGGUGGCGGGGCCCCAGCCCUUUAAACUCCCUGCGCGCGGGAACCGCGGCCCAACAACCAACGGCGGGCGGGGCCGAGCGGGGCGCGCGCCUCCACCGCCCAACGAUCACCCCCCCGACCCCGCCCCGCCGCUGUCCAAUCAGCCGCCCUCUUGCCGCCCUCCCCGCCCUCCCCGUUUCCCUGGCCCGGACGAACCACGCGGAGGGACAGCGGGGCGGGGCGGCAGGCGGGUGUGUCCGGGCGAGUGCAGACGCCGCGCGCUCCACUGGAGUUUCGAACGCUGUUGGCCCUCCAGAUAGAAAAAAAUAUAAGAGCGGCGGCCAAUGGCGAGGUGGGAAGGACCCGCGCGCAGACCCGGCCCCGCCCCGGCCGGCUGGAAAGAAGGCCAGGCCUGGCCAUUGGCUCGCGCCGCCUGUCACUCGCCGGUGCGGCCAGCGGGCAGCGGCCUCGCGGUGACUGGUUCCGCCCAGGCGCGAAAUGUAACGCGGGAAAAGCCGGGGCAGGCACCGCGGCGGCAGGUUGUUAUUUUUGGGGGCUCAGCGCCGCGCGUCCUGCUUUCCUGUCACCGCAAGGGCCGGGCCGCCCGCUGCUUCCCACCGCUGCAGCCUGCGCUGCGGAGUACAAAGAGCGGAGGGCGCGCUUGACCUGGGGCUGGGGUCCAGCCCUGCCGGCCGGUGCCGUCCGCUCAACUCGUUAGGUGGCUGCUGCGCAGGAUUCCGGGAAACGUCCGUCUGCCAUGAGCCGGCAGGACUGAGCCGGCGACUCGGAGCAGAGCGAGCGAGGGGCAGAGCGGUGCUCAAGAGUGCGGCCCGGGGCCGCCGGAGCUGCGGGUCGGGCCGGGCGAUGAUCCGGGGCGUCGAGGCACCCAUGGCGGAGAACCCGCCGCCGCCCGUCAUCUUCUGCCACGACUCCCCGAAGCGGGUGCUGGUGUCGGUCAUCAGGACGACCCCGAUCAAGCCAACGUGCGGCGGUGGAGGGGAGCCGGAGCCGCCGCCGCCGCUCAUCCCCACCAGCCCCGGCUUCAGCGACUUCAUGGUGUACCCGUGGCGCUGGGGCGAGAACGCACACAACGUGACGCUCAGCCCCGGGGCCGCGGGGGCCGCCGCCUCGGCCGCCCUGCCUGCCGCCGCAGCCGCCGAGCACUCGGGGCUUCGUGGCCGGGGCGCGCCCCCGCCCGCCGCCUCGGCCUCCGCCGCUGCCUCGGGAGGUGAGGACGAGGAGGAAGCGAGCAGCCCAGACAGCGGCCACCUCAAGGAUGGAAUCCGACGUGGUAGGCCCAGAGCAGAUACUGUCCGCGAUUUAAUAAAUGAAGGAGAGCAUUCAUCCAGCAGAAUCCGUUGUAACAUCUGUAAUAGGGUGUUUCCACGGGAGAAAUCGCUCCAGGCUCACAAAAGGACUCAUACAGGUGAGAGGCCCUAUCUGUGUGACUAUCCAGACUGUGGAAAAGCCUUUGUUCAAAGUGGACAGCUCAAAACACAUCAGCGUCUUCACACCGGGGAGAAACCUUUUGUUUGUUCAGAAAAUGGCUGCCUGAGCAGAUUCACCCAUGCAAACCGCCACUGUCCGAAGCACCCCUAUGCCAGGCUGAAGAGAGAGGAGCCCACGGACACACUCAGCAAACAUCAGGCUGCCGACAACAAGGCCGCGGCCGAGUGGCUGGCGAGGUAUUGGGAAAUGAGAGAGCAGCGCACCCCUACCUUGAAAGGCAAGCUGGUUCAGAAGGCUGAUCAGGAGCAGCAGGACCCUCUGGAAUACCUUCAGUCUGAUGAGGAGGACGACGAGAAGAGAGGGGCCCAGCGCCGGCUGCAGGAGCAGCGGGAGCGCCUGCACGGAGCCCUCGCGCUCAUAGAGCUUGCCAACCUGACUGGGGCGCCACUCCGACAGUAGCUUGGACACUGACUCUUCCACUGUACAAAAGUACUGCCCAGCGUACUUAAAAAGUAGAUCCUUGGGCAUAAGCUAAGCACCUUAUUUGCUUAUCAUAGGCUGCUAUUCUGUAGAAAUUUAUGAAGAAUGUUAUUGCCCCAGAAUAUGGGGUGAGAGAGAACUGCACUUUUUUUAUAUGGAAAUGAAUUCGUUGUAAAGUUUAAAAUAUUUUGUAAAUAUGGACUGCACAGUACAGGGUAGAAAACUACAUAUUGUGGGAAGCUAGAUUUUGCAAGUUUAAUGCAUUCAUUGGAAGCAGUUCUCACAGGAAGCACUUUCUGAAUAAGACACUUGUUUGAAAAACAGAAUGGUACAAAUAGCCAAAGAAGGUUAAAACAGAUUAUUUAUAAGAUCAUUUUUAACAAUAUAUAUUAGUAUGUUUAACAAUACUGUAAACACUGAAGCAAGCAAGAAAGUAUAAAAUAUGUAAGAUAGAUAAUUUUAAUUGCAAAAUACUGUGCCCACUAAGGCUACAGAAAUGGGAGGCUGACUAUUUUGGAAGAUGUUCUAAGUAAUGGACUUAGAAGAAAAUAGAUAUUUGAGGCUCUUGGUAAGAUGCACAAUAGUUCAGAAUUUUUGAAAUUGGAGCAAAAUCAGUCUUAUUCUAUCUUUCUGGGGCUUUACAACUCAGUAUAAUGUUUAAGUUUGAAAAGCACUUGUCAUCCCUAGCAUGUUAACUUGGGAACUUUUGCACAUUUCAUAUUUCUCAUUUGCUGAAAUUGAGUGAUUAAUCUUGCAAAGUCUAGGUAACAUAGUAAUUGGUAAUUUUAAAAAUACAUAUUAAGGGCCCUGUAAUGAGAUUUGGCACUUGGAUUUUUUCUAAAGGGACACCUACAGGGUUGUUUUGUAGUGAAAUGUUUUAGAUCUUUUGUUAGCAAACACUACAUUUUAAUUGUACUGCUUGUUUAGAAUUAUUAGCAAAUGGAAGCCUCCAUAUUUAUAUUUUCAGUGCAUAAAGCCACCUUCUUGCUUUACUUCAGAGUAACAUGCCAAGCUAUUUUGUGUUCACUAAAUUUAGCUAUCAGUUAAACACUGCAGAAAAUAUUAGCUACUCAAAUAAGUAGGCUUCUGAAAUAGUUUUAACUGCAAGUGUGUUAACUUGUGUGGUGGUUUUAAGCCAUUUUUCCAAAUAAAGUUAUUAAACACCACUUUAUGUACUGAAGCAUGAACAGAAAAAUCAAGAGCUGAGCAGACCACCUCCUUUAUGUAGGCAAAACUUCCAUCAUUUUGGCUUUUGUUCUAAACAGAACUAAAUGACAUGCAUAGCAUGGUAAUUUACAGAUUGCUUAAUUGGAGUAAAACUUAGAGUAAUAGAGGGAAAUAUGGGCUCUUCAGUGCCUUUUUAGCUUUUUUGAGUUGAAGAGGUUCCUACAGAUGUAGUUUAAACAUUACAAAGUAGGCUUCUUUAUCCAAAAAUCCCAAUAUGUCAUAGUACACAGAUAGUUUAAAAUAUGUAGCCACGGGGAAGGGGAGGCAUGUAAAUGUCUUGAAGAGGAGAAAAAGUAUGAAAGAAGAUACGAUAGUUACAAAUAAUGUGUAUGACGAGGACAUACUUUAAAAAUGUAAUUCCUCUGUACAGUAAAUUACAAAUCUUUAGGGAUUUUUUUGUAAUAAGAGAAUUUAUAUUUGUAAUGGUUUAAGAAUUUUGUUUGUAAUGUGGUAUAUAGAAUUUUAAUUUGGAGCACUUAUAAGCUGGUAAGAGAGACUAUAGCAUCUGAAUUAUCUUGGUUUAUGUUUCAGCAUUUCCUCUAGAAUUUUGGCUCUCAAAUGUGUGAUUUAAUGAACUAAAAACAACACUCAUCAGUUUUGGGAAAUUUGAACUUCGAUCAACUUAACUAAAGAAGGAAGGGUAGUAAGAAUUUUUCAAAUACAAAUAUUUGCCAAUUCACAGAUGAUAACAUUUAAGGCCUUCAAAAGUAAGGGUUUUUCCUUGUUUCUCCAGUCAGCUUUUGUCAACUCUAAUAUAGUUUUUUCAUAAACAUUUUUUAUUUGUAUAAUUGCAACAGUUUAAGAAAUUAUCACAACUAUUUAGAAACAUUUAAAAUGUUCUUUUUGAUAUAAGCUAUAUACUUGGAAAAAUACAUUGGUAUCUAAAAUUUGAGGUGUGUUAAGACUGCUUUUUGUUUUAAAAAAUGUGGUUUACAUUCAAAUUUUUGAAGUGUUUUAUGCUUCAUAUGGCUAAGUUGUAGUUUGGCAGAGUUAACAGCAUAAGAAUAAACAUGCUGUAAUUUUAAAAGAUGCUUUGAAUAAAAAUUUAUUUUAAUUU
Messenger RNA from Nomascus leucogenys (northern white-cheeked gibbon), 5201 nucleotides. RefSeq names its product zinc finger protein 367 (gene ZNF367). The record is from RefSeq and is a predicted model, not a curated record. NCBI's taxonomy places the organism in Eukaryota, Metazoa, Chordata, Mammalia, Primates, Hylobatidae. Gene Ontology annotation, cellular component: cell-cell junction. Gene Ontology annotation, molecular function: ionotropic glutamate receptor binding. Gene Ontology annotation, biological process: homophilic cell-cell adhesion.